CUACACAACUAACUAACUGCCUAACUAUACAACAUAAAAAGAACGAAGGAGCCAUGAUAGAAACGUCACCCCACACCUGACCUACGUGUGACCCCGGAAUCAAAACAAAACGCAGCGCCGCCAACGCCCAACAGCAAAGGAAUGAAUGACAAAGAAAUGUCACCUGACACUGAGAUGAAAAAAUCGCACCACCGCCAUGACUUGCAAAAAAAUUCCAUACACACGCGCCCUUACCUGUGUGCCGUUGUCAUGCGCACAAUGGUUACCUAACCCAGUCUAAAGCCGUGUGUGCUACAGCAAGCUUACACAACCGUUAACAGUCUACGCUAUUAGUACCUCUGCCAACUGCCUGUGAACCAAGAACCAGCGAUGAGUCGUGUAGCCGUGGUGACCGGAUCAAACAAGGGGAUCGGGCUGGAAAUAGCUCGAGGAUUGUGUAAACAAUUCGACGGGACUGUCUACUUAACAGCUAGAAAUGAGAAGCUCGGACAGGAGGCUGUUCAAAAGCUGAAGUCUGAGGGCCUGAACCCCAGCUUCCACCAGUUGGACAUCACAAAUGAGCAGAGUAUUCAGGCACUGAAGCAGCAUCUGCAGGACAAGCAUGGGGGCCUGGAUGUGCUGGUCAACAACGCAGGGUUUGCCUACAAGAAUGCAGAUCCGACCCCAUUUGGGACCCAAGCAACAGACUCUGUGGGGAUCAACUUCUUUGGAACCAUGGCCACUAGCAAAGCUCUGCUGCCAAUCAUCAGGCCUCAUGGAAGGGUAGUGAAUGUAUCCAGUCAAGUCAGCCAGAUGUCUAUAAAGAAAUGCAGUGCCGAGUUGCAGGCUCGGUUCAGGGACAGGAGCAUCAAGGAGGAAGAACUUGUGACGCUGUUGAAGAAGUUCAUAGAGAAGGCGAAGGCAGGGCAGCACAAGCAAAAUGGUUUCGCCGACUCAGCCUACGGCAUGUCCAAGAUCGGAGUGACUGUCCUGACGUUUAUCCAGGCACGGGAGAUGGAACAGGACCCGAGAGAGGACGUCCUGGUCAACUGUAUGUGUCCUGGUUGGUGCAAGACCGACAUGGCGGGCGACAGAGCACCCAGGAGUGCUGCACAAGGUGCAGACACAGCAAUUUUCCUGACCAAUCUGAAACCCAAAGAGGCACAGGGACAGUUCUUCUAUGACCGCAAACCCAUAGCAUUCUAAAGGAAGAGAAAUGUAUCGCAUAACAUCGCAUAAGCAUAGUGUAUUCCGGUAGAUUUUACCCUCCUUUGUGUGUGUUCGAUGUAUCCAUGUGUAUUCCGGUAAAUAGGUGGACCCUCAGAAAUCCUUGAACGAAAGAAUGGGUCCAUCGAAAUAUAGCAAAACGAGUUAGAUAUUGUCGUACAAAAUAUAGUGUAUUUUACAUGCAUGUUGUGUCAUAUUUUUUAUCAUUAACGAUUUUGUCCUACUUUACCUUUAAUUGCUAUGUUUGCUGCUGCAUACACACACGUUCACACCGGUGAUACAAAUGAAAAUUGUAUGUGCACAAAAUUACGUCCACUGAUAGCCUCCUGAAACUUCUGUAAAGCAAAACAGCUCCGCGUCACUUCGAAUAAUGUGUACUAUAGAACAGCUUUCCUGCAGUACCACUUAUAAAUAAAUGGUGUCUCUUAUAUGA
This is a messenger RNA of Branchiostoma belcheri (Belcher's lancelet), 1639 nucleotides long. Its product is annotated as carbonyl reductase [NADPH] 1-like. Lineage: Eukaryota; Metazoa; Chordata; Leptocardii; Amphioxiformes; Branchiostomatidae. The coding region runs from base 370 to 1185 and encodes 271 amino acids. The transcript is spliced from 8 exons. Gene Ontology annotation, molecular function: carbonyl reductase (NADPH) activity. The record is from RefSeq and is a predicted model, not a curated record.